This is a messenger RNA of Cephus cinctus (wheat stem sawfly), 1682 nucleotides long. RefSeq names its product trafficking protein particle complex subunit 13. The record is from RefSeq and is a predicted model, not a curated record. The coding region runs from base 178 to 1452 and encodes 424 amino acids. NCBI's taxonomy places the organism in Eukaryota, Metazoa, Arthropoda, Insecta, Hymenoptera, Cephidae. Gene Ontology annotation, cellular component: TRAPPIII protein complex. The transcript is spliced from 9 exons.
CGUUUGACAUGCGAUCUGGGUGCGUAUACACGUAGGAUACAAAAGUACUAUAGCGAUGGGUAGAUUCAGAUCCUGAGUUUUGACAGAUUGGUUGACAGAUACUGCUGUCAUUAAAAAUUGUAUAGCAUACAGUUACAACGAUAUUUUUGUAUAAUAAUAUAAGAUUUAAUUAUCACAAUGGAGAAUAAACCUAAAACUGAACAUUUGUUGGCUUUAAAAGUAAUGAGGUUAACUAGACCAACACUUGCGAGUCCUGUAAUUGUAACAUGCGAUUCAAGUGAUCUGCCAGGUAAUACUUUGAAUAAUGAACUCAAAAAUGAUUGUACGGCAUUACAAGGAAUGGAGACUCUUGCGAUAGGACAAAUGAUGCUGUUACCACAAAGCUUUGGCAAUACGUAUCUUGGAGAAAUUUUCUCAUGCUAUUUGUGUGUACAUAAUGGCAGUAGUCAAGCAGUUAAAGAUGUUGUUGUAAAAGCUGACUUGGAAACACCAUCUCAAAGAAUUCCUUUAUUUUGUCAUAAUGAAGAAAAUAAGGAACUGGCACCAGACAGUACAAUUGAUAAAGUUUUACAUCAUGAAGUUAAAGAAUUAAGUGCUCAUAUACUUGUAUGUGAGGUGUCUUAUACGCCCGUAAAUCCGACAGGUUCUGUGCAAUAUUUUCGAAAGUUUUUCAAAUUCCUUGUUUUUAAGCCACUCGAUGUAAAAACGAAAUUCUACAAUGUGGAGUCAGAUGAAGUUUACCUCGAAGCGCAGAUUCAAAAUCUAACAGCUGGACCAAUUUGUUUAGAAAAGGUUGCUCUUGAAUCUUCAACUUUAUUCACAGUGACAACUUUAAAUACAAAUGAAAAGGGAGAGUCUGUUUAUGGUAGAGUAAAUCUACUGGAUGCAGAAUGUAGUCGCCAAUAUCUGUACUGUUUGAAGCCUAGUCCUACCUUAUUGAAGGAUCCUAAAAUGAUGCAUAAUGCAACAAAUAUUGGUAAACUUGAUAUUGUCUGGAGAACAAAUUUAGGAGAAAGAGGUCGUUUACAAACAAGUCAGCUGCAGCGACUGGCACCCAAAUGUGGCGAUUUGCGAGUUACAAUGAAGGAUAUUCCAGGAGAAGUAUACUUAGAAAAACAAGUCAAUUUCAAAUGCCACAUAAUAAAUACAUCAGAACGAUCUAUGGACAUAAUAUUGGGUUUAGAAUCCAAUGAUUCGAUAGCAUGGUGUGGAAUAUCUGAAACUAUGAUAGGCUCUGUGAAGCCUGGUGCUUCUAUUGAUGUUCCAUUGUGCCUCAUACCAUUAGUCACUGGACUUAUUGUAAGUAUUCUUUACUAUCAAGUACUAUGGAGUAUAAGUAGUACAAUUAUUAAUCAUUAUGGUACUCCGCUUAACGACAACAAUUCUCUUGCAGACCAUUUCUGGCGUGAAAUUAGUGGAUACGUUUUUGAAACGAGUUUACGACUACGAUGAUCUAGCACAGAUUUAUGUUUACCAAGAAUAGUAAUAAUCUCUAUAUAAAAAUGGAAAUAUAUCAACAGUUUUUAUAGUUAAGUAUAUUUUAAUUAUAAGCAGUAUUUAAUACUUCACUAUACAGAGCGUACGUUUAAUUUUGAAAAUUUUAAAACAGUGCAUUUACUGCAGCAAAAUGUAGUAAGGACCCAGUGAUUAUUGAAAGAAAAAAGUUACUUAAUAACACAAAA